Messenger RNA from Anolis carolinensis (green anole), 2783 nucleotides. RefSeq names its product UDP-glucose pyrophosphorylase 2 (gene ugp2). The record is from RefSeq and is a predicted model, not a curated record. Gene Ontology annotation, molecular function: UTP:glucose-1-phosphate uridylyltransferase activity. Lineage: Eukaryota; Metazoa; Chordata; Lepidosauria; Squamata; Anolidae. Bases 340 to 1866 code for a protein of 508 amino acids. Gene Ontology annotation, cellular component: cytoplasm. The transcript is spliced from 10 exons. Gene Ontology annotation, biological process: UDP-alpha-D-glucose metabolic process; glycogen metabolic process.
CUUUCGCCUCGCAUCCCGGGCCACUCGUUUCCAAGGGCAGAGGGAGGGAGGAAGGGAGGGGGAAAAGAAGGAGGGCCUGGCAGCAUUCCUUUGGUUGGAGAAGGAGGAGGAGGAAGAGGGAGCCCUUUGGGUUUUUCUUCAAGCCUCUUCAGGGAUCGAUACUUGAUACAGAGAACCAUCUGCUGGGAAGAAUCGCUGCGAGGUUGGAACCAGAAAGGCCUCCUCUUUUCCCGAGGAAGGAGAGAGAGAGAGAGAGAGAAGGGGAGUGGAGGGAGAAGACGCCUCAAAUUUUCUAUAUUUUUCUAGAGCCAGAGUAUUUUAUUUUCCUAAGGAUCCAAAAUGUCGUCUUUUGCAAAAGAUUUUAGCAAAGCAAUGUCUCAGGCCGGUACUUCCCCAUUCCAGGAAGCAAUUAGACAAGAACUGGAAUAUUCCAUGAAAGUGGAAUUGGACAAAAUUCUUGCAACUGCACCACAGAAUGAACUGCCGCACACUAAGAAGGACCUGGAAGGGUUUAAAAAGCUCUUUCAUAGAUUCUUACAAGAAAAGGGACCUUCUGUGGACUGGGGAAAGAUCCAGAGACCUCCAGAAGACUCUAUACAGCCCUAUGAGAAGAUAAAAGCCAGAGGUUUGCCAGAUAGCAUUGCUUCAGUUUUGAACAAACUGGUUGUAGUGAAACUCAAUGGCGGCUUGGGCACCAGUAUGGGAUGCAAGGGCCCCAAAAGCCUUAUUGGGGUGCGGAAUGAGAAUACCUUCCUGGAUUUGACUGUUCAGCAGAUCGAGCAUCUAAAUAAAACAUACAAUACAGAUGUUCCACUAGUUCUAAUGAACUCCUUCAACACUGACGAAGACACCAAAAAGAUCUUGCAAAAAUACAGCCACAGUCGUGUGAAAAUCUACACUUUCAACCAAAGCAGGUACCCACGCAUUAAUAAGGAAUCUUUACUGCCAAUAGCAAAAGACGUGUCUUACUCUGGAGAGAAUACAGAGGCUUGGUAUCCUCCAGGGCAUGGUGACAUCUAUGCAAGUUUCUACAAUUCUGGAUUGCUGGAUAAUUUUAUUGAUGAGGGGAAGGAGUAUAUUUUUGUGUCCAACAUCGAUAACCUUGGUGCCACCGUUGAUCUCUACAUUCUCAACCACCUCAUGAAUCCGCCAAAUGGAAAACGGUGUGAAUUUGUUAUGGAGGUCACCAAUAAAACAAGGGCAGAUGUUAAGGGCGGUACGCUUACACAGUAUGAAAACAAACUGAGACUGGUGGAAAUUGCUCAGGUGCCAAAAGCGCAUGUUGACGAAUUUAAGUCUGUUUCAAAAUUCAAGAUCUUCAAUACAAACAACCUGUGGGUUUCGUUAUCGGCAAUUAAACGGCUGCAGGAACAAAAUGCAAUUGAUAUGGAAAUUAUUGUUAAUCCAAAGACUUUAGAUGGUGGUUUAAAUGUUAUUCAGCUGGAGACUGCUGUUGGUGCUGCUAUUAAAAGUUUUGACAAUUCUUUGGGAAUAAAUGUGCCUCGUAGCCGUUUCCUGCCUGUCAAGACCACAUCUGAUCUUCUACUUGUGAUGUCUAACCUAUAUAGCCUUCAUGCUGGAUCUUUAACAAUGAGUGAGAAAAGGGAAUUUCCUACUGUGCCACUGGUCAAACUGGGAAGCUCUUUCACCAAGGUCCAAGAUUACCUGAGGAGAUUUGAAAGUAUCCCAGAUAUGCUUGAACUGGAUCAUCUGACUGUUUCAGGCGAUGUCACCUUUGGCAAAAAUGUAGCAUUAAAGGGAACUGUCAUCAUUAUUGCAAACCAUGGGGACAGGAUAGAUAUCCCACCGGGAGCCGUACUGGAGAACAAAAUCGUUUCUGGCAAUCUCCGGAUCCUGGACCACUGAACAGAUGGUGGCCAUCGACUAGCACUUCUCAAGUGGAAAAACCCAUAGGCGUUAGAAUUGUACACAGAGGGUCUACUUAGCUUAUCCACUCACUAUACCCACAGUAUUAUUUUCUCAGUUUUUCCUGUAUUUUCUUUUAGCUGAAAGAACAUUUGAGAUGCAAAUCUUUAUAAUUAUAAUGAAUGAACUGCAGAAUCAUUUAAAGUGCAAUAUUGUUUGUCUUAAGAGAAGACAGGCAGCUCAUGUAUAAGAAGUUUAACAUGCUAAUGAUGUUGAAUACGUUUUAAAUUGCUUGUAACUGAAAAAAAGCUGUGAAACAAUAUGCUGUUAAGUGAAACAAUUCUAUGAAGUGUACUCAUAACUGAACACCCAGAUGUUUGGCUACCAAGACAAGCAAACUGUUCGAAGGUCCAGUACUUAACUGUUAACAUUAUUGCCUUCUACUGUUAAUAUUUCAAGCUGUACCAUUCACGGCAACUUCUUCCUAUUUAGAGAUAGCCCAAUACCUCACUUUUACUGUGCUCUAAAGAAGGAGUUGAUACUCUUCUGUGUUCACCCAAAGAAAACACUGGUUCUCAGUCUUUGGUUCUCUGGUUGUUUUGGACUUCAACUCUCAGAAAUCCCAGCCAUCUUGCCAGCUGUUAGGAAUUGUGGGAACUAAAAUCUAAAAAAUCUGGAGGACCAAAGGUUGGAAACCACUGGUCUAAAGGGUUACUUCUAAAGGGUUACUUCUGUAACACCCCCAUCAUUCAGCAUUUCUCUUUAGCUAUUAAGAGCUGUAUUUUGCUUUUUAGCAUAGAAGAGAUCACUCCUGCUGCAUACUUAGGUUUAUACGGUGAAAUUGUGCAUUGACACACACGUGGAAACAAAUCCCACCUGAAUGUGUACAGGUACUGAAAUAAACAAUAUCACCUUAA